AGAGAGAGAGAGAGAGAGAGAGAGAGAGCGCUUCCCCUGGCAGGCAUCUUCCCCCUCAGUCUGACCGCCCACAGUCCGGGGGGAGAAAGUGCUGCUUUGUGAAUGAAGGGAGCGGCGGAGGACAGAAACAAACUUUACCAAAAUUACUUCCGACGUUUUUACUUCCAACAGGUUUCGACGGUGCAACAAGCGACACCUGGGCCGACAAGGACCAAGGAAAUACCAAGCUCCCCUCAGGGUAUUUUGCAGAAGUUGUACAUCAUGGUGGUCAGUUUGGCCUGUGUGGCCUGUCUCUGCCUGGUGGUGGUAGUCAGUGGUGACCCCUGCCUCAUCAUCAGCGAGAUCAACGCCGACAACCCCAGACUGGACACCACUGAGUUUGUGGAGUUGUAUCACACAAGUGGACAACGGGCUUCCCUAGAUGGCUACACCCUUGUGUUCUUUAACGGAAAUGGAAAUAUAGCCUACAAGGUGCUGGACCUCAAAGGCCACAGCACAAAUGACCGGGGGUUCUUCCUGGUGGGCUCGGUGGACAUGCUGCCCAAGCCGGCCAUCCUCCUUCCCCCUAACACGGUCCAGAACGGCCCGGACGCCAUCGUCCUCUACCACUCGUCUGCUGCUCGAUACAAUGAGAAGAUGAACGUCACGGCCUUCGGGCUGGUGGAUGCCGUCGUGUACAUGACUCGCCGUACUGGUGGCGCAGAGUUCCUCGCUGAGACUCUGACACCAGGAGAACCAGCCUUCGUCGAGGAUGAAACGGCCCUUGAGGGGGACGAGUCAAUUGAGAGGUGCCUGAUGUCCGAGGAUCGCUGGGGCUUUCAGGUGUCCUCACCCUCCCCGGGUAAGAGGAAUAACUGCACCCCGCCUGCCGUCCCAGCAACCAUCCCUGUCAUCACUGAGCUGAAGCUGGGAGGAGGGCAGGUGGACGGCUUUGUGGAGCUAACAGAAGCUCCAGCUGCAGGUCCUCUGGUGCUGGUGGUGUUGGACGGGAGAACGGACAGGGUCAGCGUGAGUGUGGACGUGAACGUGGAAACCUCCAGGAAUGGGUUGAUCUCCGUGAACAUAGAGAAGAGCUACAUGAAAGGAGAUGAGUCUGGAGCAGUGGCUAUUUACAGUGGCAGAGCCUCAGACUUCCCCUUGGGCAGUCCGCUGAGCCAGAUCCAGCCUCUAGAUGCAUUUGUGUUCGCUGGACCUGGAAACAAGCCGAGUGCCAACCUCACAGAGACUCUCAUCCCAGGCAGGGAGCCCUACCAGCUCAGCAACAGUUUAAGAGAGGGAGGCUUCUACCUGAGUCGCUGUGGUGUGGCCACCUGGGCCAGAGAUCCUGGUGUCUUCUGGGAGGCCCCGCAAACUCCCGCACAGCCCAACCAGUGCCCCUGGCCAAAGAUCUGCCCGCACAGUAUCGUGAUUCCAGGAGGUACAGAUUCACCGCAUCACCUCCCGCCCUGGGGGAACAGUGACUUCCUGAUCAAUGAGCUGAACACUGAUACACCUGGCGCAGCUGAGGACGGCGAGUACAUCGAGCUUUGGCACCCAUCAGGACGCCGGGUGUCCCUGCAGGGCAUCUGGAUACUGCUGUUCAGUGCACACAACAACAGACCCUACAGGGAGAUCAGCCUAAGUGGACACUUCACCACUUCUAAGGGCUACUUUCUUCUGGGCAGUGACAGGUUGGUGCCGGCUCCCUCGCUCCGCCUACCCCCCAAUACCAUCCAGAACGGACCAGAUGCUGUGGCGCUCUAUCGCAGCCCUUUUGGCCCACCAUCAGCCACACAAAGGGGCAUCCCCACCAAAGGCCUGCUGGAUGCAGUCGUGUACCGGCAGAGAGGAUCAGACAAGGAGGCGCAGGAGCUGAGUAAAGCUCUGACCCCGGGACAGCUGCCUCUGCUGGAGGAUCCAGAGGUUCUGCCUGGUGAUGAGGCCCUCAGCCGCUGUAGAGGCCUUUACCCCUACGACCUGUCGGCUUUUUCAGUGGCUCCACCCACGCCUCUGCGGGAGAACAGCUGCCCCCGCCCCCCUCCAGCCCCUGAGGGUGUGGUCAUCAGUGAGGUGGCUAGUAACCAUUGGACCAAUCACAGCAAGCAGAGGACAUUUGUGGAGCUGCACGGGCCCCCCAUGACAGACCUGCGGGGCCUGGUGCUCUCCGUGUUUGACCAGGAGCGCACUGGCACCGUCAUCGCCCUCCCUUUGACCGGAUCUGUUGACCAGCAUGGGUUUUACAUCGUUGGAAAUGUCACUGGAGCAGAUCAGACUUUCCCGGAGGGCUCCGCGGUGCCGGGACGAGGAGCAGUAGUCCUGUGCUACGACCUGUUCAGCGUCUGCAGAGCUGGCACUGCUCUCACAAACUCCAGUCUGAGAGACUUAAUCGUGUUCAGUGAAAACCAGCAGCUGCUCUCGUCUCUGUCCACCACCAGAGGGAGACAAGUGAUUCCAGCUGCCAGGUCAGUGGAAGAUGGUCCCGUUUCGCUCAGCCGGUGUUCAUGCUGCGAGGUGAGGAGCCCCUCCUCCUGGACAAGCUCCUCGCCGACACCUCACAGCACCAACCUCUGCCCGAGCGCCGCCUUCUCAAGUCACAUCGACCUUUGCCUCGGACCCCUGUCCAGUGACUGGCUGCUGCAGUCUGGAGACUGCAGUGGUCUAAUCCAGGGGAAGAGGGUCACUGAAGUCGCCGAAUACCUGGAGCAAAGGUGUCACUGUGGCAUCUCUGCCUUGUAUCUUCAAGGAGCCAACUUUUCCUGCGUGUCCGGGUGGCUGCGAGUGUGGGGGAACAUCCAGGCGCUGUCGGACCAUCAGAAAGCCCUCAUCAUCCAGACAUCGCACAUGAAUCCUUCAUCUGCUCAGGGAGACGUCUGCUCUGCUCCAACCACGGGCCGCUACUCAAGCACAGCGUCUGCCCUGGGGUUACAGAUCGGGCUGAUAGUAGCAGUGCUCCUGCUGCUGGGACUAGCAGCUGCUCUGUUCACAUAUUUCUACAGGAGGAGGCGCCCACUGGACUACUACACCAUGGAGCUGAGCGAACACGCAGAGGGACUGUCCGAUCUAUAAUCCAGGCAUCUGGAAGUGCUCGUGUGCGUGGGAGGACUUCAGCAGAGGAAGCGAGGGGUAAUCGGAGGUUAAUUUGACCUGUACCUAACUGAUUGUGCGGUUCUUUUGAAACAAGUGCCACCACAAGUGUCCUUCUGUGUGUCUCUUUUUGAAGGAUCAUUGAUGAAAUGAAUCGUAAUUGUCUUGUUAACAUUGUGGUUGCAUCCAGUGUGUGAUAUUUCAUGGCACCUGUGACACUUCAAUCAGGCAACCCAUUAAUUAAGAUAAAUAACAUAUAAGGUCGGUGGACUGUGAACAGUGCUGGUUACUACUUUUUAAAUGAACAGGAAGAUAAAAAGGCAGGAUUUUGUUUUUUAAUACUUGAGUCCUAAAUGGUCAUUUUUGUUGACUUGUUUUAUGUUGUGGAAAAAAGCCUUUUUAAAGUAAAAAUAAUUAAACAAGCAUGCUAUGCAGGAAGCUCUAUCAACUUAAUGACCUUCAUCACAUUCUCAGCUGGUACGGUGUUUUAACAGCAGACUUUAUAACCAAGAUAAUAUUCCUUAAGCUCACAUUUAGUCUUCAAAACGGUCGACUUCCUGCUUUGUUUUCCUGCUACAUGCUGUAAAAGUCUCUCAAAAGGGCUUUGAUUGUCUUUUAAAUGUGAAUGUCUUUAGCUAACUUGUGAUGAGGUGUCUGUAACCACUUGUGUAUGCUUACUUAAAGCAAACUGUUUACAUUUUCUUGAUUUGAAAAUUAGAAAGGGAUGUGAGAGAGCAAUUUCUUGAAUGAAGAGUAUUUGUUUUCAGAACAGAGAUUUGCUUAAGAAAAUUUAUAUUUCACUUGUGUGUGUGUGUGUUUGUGUGUGUGUGUGUGUGUGUGUGUUUUUAUAGCGGCUAAGAAACCUCUACUGUGCCUAAUGUACUUGUGUGUUAUUUGAUCAGCUGAUUCCUCAUUUAUUAGAGGGAAAGUACAGCCAUCUCUGCCAUAAGUGUAAAUACUGCGGAUAUGUUAGUUUUUCUCAGGGGGGGGGGGGAUUAUCGCCAAUCUGAAGUGAUAAUUUAUUGUAGAAAUGCAGAAACUAGCUGAGUUCAGAGCAAAAAGUUCAAUAUUUUGAUUCUGAUUCCACUUUUAUAAUAGAUUCAUGAAAUCUAAAAAGUUUAAUUUGAAGAUAAUCAUAAAAUCGGUAAUACAAAGUGCCAUGAAAUAAACGUAGAAGCCUGGAUAUGCAUCAUUUUUAAUAUAGUUGAUGUGCCGCUUGCCUAGUAAUGUUGCCUCGCUCAUCUGCUGUGGUGCACAGACUUCCUCAGAUCAAAUCUUUCAGUAUUGACAUUUAUUAAUACACCUUUUGUCAGGCAAAGUGAACCCUGUGAAAUCAGAUUUAUUUUUGACGCUUUCAUAUUCAGCUAAUUUGUAAAAAGAAAUAAAAAACUAGAUUUAAAAAAAGCAAAAUCCUGUAAAUUAAGUAGUUUUUUGUAAGCAAAAAUGUUUCCCCCCCCUUGAAAUUGUGUUGUCAUGUAAAAAUGUCUCUUUUUUUUGUUGUAAACUUCUGUAUGUUUAGGUUUUGUGUAAAAACGGUACAUGUUGAAAGUAUUAAACAAAUGGCAGAACCUCAACAUUACACCCCACAUAAUAUAUUGAACUGCACAUGUACUGACUGUUCGCACUGAAGAAGCUACAGAGAAUUCCUCAACGUAAUGUGACGCUCGGAGCACUUAAUCCUAAGAAGUGCGCAAAAUUUUGAUCAACAAAUGUUCAAAUCUGUCAGACAACAAACCAGAAACGUUACAAAUUACAACACGUCUGUGUACGUGCAGCAGAGAACUGAAGAACAUUUGCAAAGAGAACUUCUUUAUCAUCUGCACAUCAUGGUCGCAAUUCAAAACGUUCAUUUUCCCUUGUUUACCUUCCAUUGUCAUGCACAUGUAGCAGGUUUGAAAUAAAAAUACUUCCGCAGAUGUGCAAUUUGUGCAGUCUCGCAGUUGUUUUCCGACCCGU
Cottoperca gobio is the source of this 5019-nucleotide messenger RNA. RefSeq lists its product as uncharacterized. Bases 103 to 3045 code for a protein of 980 amino acids. The transcript has 12 exons. The record is from RefSeq and is a predicted model, not a curated record. Lineage: Eukaryota; Metazoa; Chordata; Actinopteri; Perciformes; Bovichtidae.